GAUGGGUGAAUCAAAUGAAGAUAUAGACCAAAUGUUCAGCAAUCUGCUGGGAGAGAUGGAUCUUCUGACCAAGAGUCUAGGAGUCGACACUCUUCCUCCUCCGGACCCUAAACCUGCCAGAGCUGAAUUUAACUUUAGUGUGGGUUUUAAGGAUUUAAAUGAGUCCUUAAAUGCACUGGAAGACCAAGAUUUAGACGCUCUCAUGGCAGAUCUCGUAGCCGACAUAAGUGAAGCUGAGCAGAGGACAAUCCAGGCACAGAAGGAGUCCUCUCAGAAUCGGUGUCAAUCGGCAUCUCUGGAAGAUUCAGAUUUCAGUGGUGCAGCCUCUCUUGGUUAUGGAGCAAAUGUGGCUGUAACGAGUAUUAGCCAAUAUGAGGACAAGUUACCGCCUCCACCAGCUGAUCCCAUGUUAGACCUGCCUCUGCCGCCACCACCUCCUGAACCUCUCUCUCAGGAAGAAGAAGAGGCCCAAGCCAAGGCUGAUAAAAUUAAGCUAGCAUUGGAAAAACUGAAGGAGGCCAAGGUUAAGAAGCUCGUUGUCAAGGUGCACAUGAAUGAUAACAGCUCGAAGUCACUGAUGGUGGAUGAGCGGCAAUUGGCCCGAGAUGUUCUAGACAACCUCUUUGAGAAAACCCAUUGCGACUGCAAUAUAGACUGGUGUCUUUAUGAAAUAUACUCGGAACUACAAAUCGAAAGGUUUUUUGAAGACCAUGAAAAUGUUGUUGAAGUCUUAUCAGACUGGACAAGAGACACAGAAAAUAAAGUGCUAUUUGUGGAGAAAGAGGAAAAAUAUGCUGUAUUUAAAAACCCCCAGAAUUUUUACUUGGAUAACAAAGGAAAAAAAGAAAGCAAGGAAACAAAUGAGAAAAUGAAUGCCAAGAACAAGGAAUUCUUACUUGAGGAAAGUUUCUGUGGAACAUCCGUCAUUGUACCAGAACUUGAAGGAGCUCUUUAUUUGAAAGAAGAUGGCAAGAAAUCCUGGAAAAGGCGCUACUUUCUUUUACGGGCUUCUGGAAUUUAUUAUGUACCCAAAGGAAAGACAAAGACCUCCCGAGAUCUGGCGUGUUUUAUACAGUUUGAAAAUGUCAACAUUUACUAUGGGAUUCAGUGUAAAAUGAAAUAUAAAGCACCCACUGAUUACUGCUUCGUUUUAAAGCAUCCCCAAAUUCAGAAGGAGUCCCAGUAUAUCAAAUAUCUCUGCUGUGACGACGCAAGAACUCUAAAUCAGUGGGUUACCGGAAUAAGGAUCGCCAAGUAUGGAAAGACCCUCUAUGAUAACUAUCAGCGGGCCAUGGCAAGGGCCGGGCUUGCCUCUCGGUGGACGAACCUGGGCACUGUCAACACAGCUACGCCAGCUACACCUUCUACAGGACUUAAAACAGGCACCACCCAGGCCAAUGGUCAGAUUCCCCAGGCUGCGCAUUCUGCGAGUGCUGUUCUAGAAGAAACUCAGAGACACGUUGAAGCACCUAAGGACAAGACGCCAGCCCUUGGUAACCACCACCCAGGGACGCCCAGGGCCCAUCACCUUCCGAAGUCCAGUCUGCCACCGCCCCCUCCGGUGCGACGGUCCUCAGACAUCAGCUGCAGGCCGGUGACCCCCCCCAAGGCCAAGGGCACGGGCGGCGGCUUCCCUCCCCCGCCCGACGACUCCCUGCCGCCGCCACCGCCGCCGCCGCCUCUGGAGGACGACGAGCUGCCUCCGCCGCCCCCCGAUUUUAACGAAGCGCCCCCGGACUUCGUGCCUCCCCCACCGCCGUGGUGUCCGGGGGAGGCGGGGUCUUCCUUACCGCCUCCUCCGCCGCCCCCACCCACCCUCGCCCCCGAAGCCCCGAAGCAGUCCCCCGUUGUCGCCAAAAGGCCUCCCAUGCCCCCAAAGAGGCAAGAGAACCCGGGACCCCCCAGCGGGGCAGGGAGCGGCGAGCAAGAUUUCAUGUCAGAUCUCAUGAAAGCUCUGCAGAAGAAAAGAGGCAACGUGUCCUAA
Molecule: messenger RNA, 1984 nt
Organism: Ceratotherium simum simum (southern white rhinoceros)
Lineage: Eukaryota; Metazoa; Chordata; Mammalia; Perissodactyla; Rhinocerotidae
Gene: APBB1IP
Product: amyloid beta precursor protein binding family B member 1 interacting protein
Biological process (GO): signal transduction
Cellular component (GO): cytosol; plasma membrane
Source: RefSeq, a predicted model, not a curated record